AGACCGGAGUUCGCUGUCCAGUGUGGGCAGUGCCAGGAAGAAACCAUGCAGCUCCACAAUCAGCUCCAGGUCCCCUGUAAAUGGUUCAUCACCAUGAAUGAGCCUGUUAAGAAGGUGGACAAACCUUUGCCAGUGAGGGUGCAUCAGAAGCUGCUGCAGGAGUUCAAGGCCAAGCCCUGUGUUUUCAAGGUGCUGCCCUCGGCUGGAGCCCUGGCCCCAGGACAGCGCUGCAACAUUCGAGUCAGGCUUUCCCCCCCAGAAGAGAAGUCCUACAGAAGCAAGCUGAAGAUUAACAUUUGCUAG
Messenger RNA from Gavia stellata (red-throated loon), 303 nucleotides. RefSeq names its product hydrocephalus-inducing protein homolog. The transcript has 3 exons. Lineage: Eukaryota; Metazoa; Chordata; Aves; Gaviiformes; Gaviidae. The coding region runs from base 46 to 303 and encodes 85 amino acids. The record is from RefSeq and is a predicted model, not a curated record.